This is a messenger RNA of Cyclocybe aegerita, 1578 nucleotides long. The record is from the annotation of a GenBank genome assembly. Lineage: Eukaryota; Fungi; Basidiomycota; Agaricomycetes; Agaricales; Hemipholiotaceae.
AUGAAGCUCGAACGAUAUCAAGGUGUUUCUGAAGGAAUGGAGAAGAGGCAGAGACCGAGCGAUCUUCCUGUUAGCGGUCGCCCUUGCUUUUGGCCAGGAUGUCCUGGUAUAUCAAGCUGGGGACCUCCACCAUUCGUAACGCAGACUCCUUCGCCAGCUGCUUCCAGGUCAGAUGCCCUAUCCUCAACUUCGACCCCAACGACGACAGUCGACGGCGCUCAGGCUAUGAUCACGGUGACCGAUUUCUCCUCCUCAUCAACACCAUCCGACUCUGUGCCCACCGAUCUGACCUUCCAAUCAGCCGCCCAAUCCUCCUCCUCCUCCCCUACCCCAGCGACGAUAAUUGGUGCUGUCCUAGGCAGCAUCUUCGGACUGCUUCUUCUGCUCGCUUUCUGCGUCUGCCUGCGGCGCCGUCGACUCAGGAAUCAACCUCCCCCCGAGAACGAGAAGAUCGAAGCGUUCAACGUCGACGCUAAGUGGAAACAAAACCCAGAUUUCGUGAUAAACAUCACGGCCCCUCCCAACGAACAUGGCAUCCAACCCUACCCCUACCUCCAUCCUACGAGUGCCACGACAACUACGACCCUCUCCUCGUCAAAAAUAAGUGAGAAGAAGACGAAGUACGGCCUGAGAGCGAGCAGUAGCACUGCCGCGUCGGCCAUCUCCUCCUCAUCUGCAAGCUCAUAUCCUUCGACCAUGUCUUACGAGGAGCAGCAGCGGAUGAUGGAGCAGCUGAACGCGCUCCAGAUGCAUCUUCGGCACGUGGAGGCGCAGGUUCGGAACGUGAACGAGAACCAAGUUGGCGCAGGAGAGCAGGAGCCGCCGCCGAUGGAGACGGUACACGAGCGGCUGCAGAAAUGUGCGAAGUGUUUGUCCGUCGGCUACUGUGGUCGAGAGUGUCAGAAGAAGGGCUGGGCUCAUCACAAGAGCCUCUGUUUUCCCCCUGAACCACAGCGCAUCUACAUUCGAAGGAUGAUGGUUGAGAUACCAAAGGAGAAGAUACUGCUACGUUACCUUAUGAUUGCGAUUUCUAUUGAGCUUUUCAAAAACUCUCCGACGUUCCCAGAUCCGAGGUCACCUUGCAUCGUCUCCGUCGAGGUUAUCCUCCAUCCACUCAGCCACAAGCACUACAACUCUCUCAUUUACCCUGAAAUAUUGUUCGACUCUGUCACCAGCAUCUCCAUGCCGGGAACUGUCAGGUUCAUGUCCAUCGAACUCGAGAAGGUGGCCGACCACGAAAAGUUACGACGCUCCUGGGAAGACAACCGCCAAUCGAUGGACCGUAACCCUCGCCAUCUAGACUCCCUUUCCGCCCUCAUUCGAAUGAAUUAUACGGCUCAUAGCAACAUGUUGGCCUAUAUCAAUAUGCCGCUGACCCCAUCGGACUUCAACUCAGCGAGAGAGGUGGUGUUGAGGGGAGAGCCUUCGGGCACGGUUUGGGGACUUACUUCGGGGAAUCCCAUGCUAGACCGUAUGAACCUGGAGCUCAGUAAAAUGAAGAUGAAGAGUCAUCCGUUGGCGGUCGACGAUAAGAGGCUCAUCCGAGAUUUCGGAGGCCUCUGCUGUGGCAAUAAAUAG